UGAGCUGGGCCCCACCCUGAUUUGAGGACAGGAGCUGGGCAGCACUCCCUUGGUGCACUUUCCUCCCAGGAUUUGUGUCUCUGGGGGGUACACAGUGCAUUUACCUGGAGGAUCCCUCCUCCCAAUAUUUGACCAGGGACCAGAUUUCAUAGAUCUCCAGCUCUGGGGGAGGGAUCCAGAGUUGGAUGUGACCCUGGCUGCAAUUGAUAACCUCCCUUCCUCCUCCCCAGGGAGCCCCGUGGAGGCGCCCUCCCAAGGCACCACUGCCCAUGCUGACCACCCAGCCCUCCGGCUGCCGAUGUCAUGAGUAACACCACAGUGCCCAAUGCCCCCCAGGCCAACAGCGACUCCAUGGUGGGCUAUGUGUUGGGGCCCUUCUUCCUCAUCACCCUGGUCGGGGUGGUGGUGGCUGUGGUAAUGUAUGUGCAGAAGAAAAAGCGGGUGGACCGGCUGCGCCAUCACCUGCUCCCCAUGUACAGCUAUGACCCCGCCGAGGAGCUGCACGAGGCUGAGCAGGAGUUAUUAUCAGAUGUGGGAGACCCCAAGGUGGUCCAUGGCUGGCAGAGCGGCUACCAGCACAAGCGGAUGCCCUUACUGGACAUCAAGACGUGACCUGGCCCCCUUGGGCAACCUUCAGAGCCGUGGGCCCUGCAGUGUCUAGGGACCCUGGGGUCUGCUUCCUCUGCCCACUGAUACCUCCCCAGCCGGAUAUGGGGUCUCUACCCCUCCCUGCCCUCCUUGGCAGCACCUACUUCCCAACCUGCAUAGCAUCCAGCCCCCAUCACCGCACGCCCCUCGGCCUGUCUCCGGAGGGUGGGGGCGGGGGCAGGAGUUUCCUUCUGGGGUGGGAGGGGAGCUGGGAGACAGCUUUGCUUUCUCUAGCCCUCUGGGCUGUGGCUUGGGCAUAAAUCCCCAGGAGGGCUUUGGAGUUGUUUCCAUGGUGACGGGGCCGGAUGUAUAGUACUCGGUUAUAUAUAUUUUGUAAAUAAAAUGUUUUAUGGCUA
Messenger RNA from Carlito syrichta (Philippine tarsier), 1004 nucleotides. RefSeq lists its product as uncharacterized. The transcript is spliced from 4 exons. The record is from RefSeq and is a predicted model, not a curated record. Lineage: Eukaryota; Metazoa; Chordata; Mammalia; Primates; Tarsiidae. Bases 304 to 612 code for a protein of 102 amino acids.